Messenger RNA from Stegastes partitus (bicolor damselfish), 5986 nucleotides. It is a transcript of the gene map7d2b, whose product is annotated as MAP7 domain containing 2b. The transcript has 17 exons. The coding region runs from base 1 to 1962 and encodes 653 amino acids. NCBI's taxonomy places the organism in Eukaryota, Metazoa, Chordata, Actinopteri, Pomacentridae. Gene Ontology annotation, biological process: microtubule cytoskeleton organization. Gene Ontology annotation, cellular component: microtubule cytoskeleton. The record is from RefSeq and is a predicted model, not a curated record.
AUGACCCAGGUGGCUCCGAGCCGUGCUGACAUGACAGCGCUGGUUCCUCCUCCUGAUCCACUGCUCACCAACAGGCACGCAUCUCCUUCUCGAUCACCGUCCAAUCACAGAAGCCCUCCAGGCUCCCGAGCGCAUUUAGCAAAAGAGCGACGGGAGGACGCAGAGAAGACCCAAGAGCUGUCGGAGGUGCUGCGGGAUAAGGAGCGCCGCGCGCAGCAGCAGCUGGAGCGUUGCGCCGAGCAGCGAGGCAGGAAGAUGGAGGAGCAGCGGAGGAAGGAGCAGCAUCGCAGGGCGGCGGCCGAGGAGAAGAGGCGACAUCAGCAGGAGGCGGACAAGGAGAGGCUGGAGGCCCUGGUUCGCCGGAGAGGAGGGGGCGCUGAGAGACGGGGAGGAGGAGGAGGAGGAGGAGGAGCAGGAGCAGGAGGAGGAGGAGGGGAGGCUCGGGACCACCUGGAUAACAGGCCAAAACGUUGGACGUGGGGAGGACCGCCGGAUGGAGUGGAGGGUAACCCUAAGACCCCGCCCUGCCAUGCCAUUGGCUCCGCUCAGCCCAAUGAGCUUCCUGCCGCUUCCAGCGCCAGCCAAUCCCGUAACGUCGCUGACUUCUUGUCUCCACCCACGAUGGAUCAGCCAAUCAACAAACAGCUCUCCAACUCUUCGGCCGCCAUCCACUCGCCGGAGAGAGCUUCCCCCAGCAACCACAGACCGUACAGGAGUUCCUCCAACCGCAGGAGCAUCGCUGGGUUCCCCGAAGAGACGUCCAGAGCCAGAACACCCACGGGUGAGUCUCCGAGCACGCCGGUCCGAAGUUCUUCCUUCCGGGCCAACAGCAAGGGCCCGGCCACACCGAAACGGGUGAGGUCCAAUAGGAGUCGGGCCCAGUCCCCCUGCUCGCCGGGACAGUACCCGCCAUCCCCGCUCCGGCAGAGGGCCACCACCCCCGACGACCGGGGCCACGCCGAGGCCAAAGGUCACGGCACGCUGGAGAGGAAGUCCGCCAAAUCUGACGGCUCCGAGAAGAAGAUCCCCAAAUCCACCAGCAGAGAACUGAACGCAGAGUCUCCAGGAACGCCCACCGGCAGGAGCGUCGGCGGGACGAUGGAUGCCGAGGAGGCGUCCAGACUGCUGGCGGAGCGACGCCGUCUGGCCCGAAUACAGAAGGAGCAGGAGGAGAGGCAACGGCAGGAGGAGGAGAGGCUGAGGGCCGAGGAGGAGCAGAGGAGGCAGCAGGAGGCCAGAGAGCGGCAGGAGAGGGCGGCUCGACAGGCCGAGGAGGAGAGGGCGAGACGGGAGGAGGAGAGGAGGACCAGGGAGGAGGAGGAGCGGCGGCAGAAGGAGCAGAGAUGGAAGGACAUGCAGGACCAGCUGGACAGAGAGAGGGAGGAGGCCUUCCUGCGAGCCCAGAAAGAGGCGGAGAGGAAGAGGCAGGAGAGGGAGCUGCUGCACAUCCAGGAGGAGCAGGAGAGGCAGCAGAGGAAGAAGAGAAUUGAGGAGAUCAUGAAGAGAACAAGGAAGAGUGAAGUGGAGCCUCCGUCUGCUGCUUCAGCGGCUGAGGGUGGAGCUGAAGCUGCCGUCGCCUCCGAGGACGACGCUCCGACUCCGGCCGAAGCCCCCGUCAUCACGCUGGGACCCCUGGAGAAUAAGAGCUGCGUGGACGAGCUGUCCGACGGAGUCCAGUCCAUGGACGUCAGUCCCGUGUCCAGGGACGAGCAGGCGAGCGCCCAGGAGUUCUCGCCGGUCACCGAGGGCACCGACGGCUGCCCUCUGGAGCACCUGAUGGACCUCGACGCCCCGGGAAGGGGGCAGCGCCCGGGAGCAGAGACGCCCCCCUACCCCAAGCUACAGGCCGGCAGCGGGGUGGGAGACCUCAACAAGAACCUGCUGAUUCAAGCGUACAACGCCGCCUCCGAGUCGUCCCAGCUCAUCCACAGCGUCGGGCCGAGCAAGCUGGACGUCCAGUAGCCAGGACCUUUUUCAGGAGCUGGCAGGUAAAAAAGAAAAACAAACAGGAGCCAGGAGAAACAGACCACCAGAACAUCACCUCCAUCUGCAACAACAACAACAACAACAACAACCAUCACGUCCACAAGGAAACGACUGCUGAACACCUGGUUUCUCAUCCGUAUUAUCAAACCACACACAAACACAUAACUGUUGCGCUUUUGGCCACAUUUUGAGGCGGUGCAGACGGGCAACUUUGACUGCGGCAGUUCGACAAAAUCCUGCGAAAUAAUGUGAAGUGUGUACGAGGUGAUUAUGUGACACAGAAGAAGAACUGAGAUAAACCUUCUUGCAUGCUUAUCACAGACUCUGCUCGUAAGAGGGCUGUAAAGUCAAGGUGACGAUGGGGUUUAUUGUUCUAAAAACUUGAACCUGCGCUUGUUGGGUCACCUUUCUGACAACACUGUGGACACGUGCUCAUGACGUGUGCUUCUUUUAGACUGUAAUUCCUACUCUAAGCACUGACUGUCUUCAUCUUAGCCUCCAAAAGCUCCUGUAACCUCCUCUGUUUCUGUCUCCCUUGCUGGUGUCACCACCGGCCACAGAAGGCAGAUUUUAUGAUUCCGGAUUGCGUGAGCUUGUCUGACAGUUAUGUGUAAAAAGCCCCUGAAAACGAACCUGCUCUACAAGGUCGUGAGCCACUAUUGCCCGGCUGCACUGCCGCAAAGCAUCACUCGAGCAUCGUCCGCUUUAGUCUCUCGCCCCUGCUUCUGAAAAACUUUGUAAAUAGAUGAGAGCGGGCGGUGGGGAGCAGCUCUGUAGCAGCAAAUCCGAACGAGAGCCGCCCCGACUGUCGCGUGAAUCCUGUGUAGCAUCUUUCGGUGAGCUAGUCGAGCUGUUUAAUGGUUGUAGCUGUUGUACUUCGACAAUUCAGUCAGUGACGGUUCCUGCGUGUCGAUUCCACCGCCGGCCGACAGCGACUCUUACGUGUACAAAACCCGGGGAGCCAUCGACAACCGAUAUUAUACGCCCGCUGUUGACUCGUAGCCUUUAGCUUUGGUUCCUCUGCUGCUCAUCACUCGGUUGAUGGACGUUCUGGGGAGUUGCAAUGACCCGCAGCAGGAAAUAAACACAACCUUGGGAGGGGUUAAAAAAAAAAAAAAAAUGCAACAUGUCCUGUGUUUUUAUCUGCAGGUCGGGGAACAUGUCGACACGGUGUUUUGUGUUUUUGUCCGGCACUGACUGUAACCAGCUGCAGUUUCUAGUGUGCACCUACAGUAGUCGUGUGUUUCACCGCUUACGUCUGCACCUCGGCUCGUUCUGUUUAAAAUAUACCUCACCGACUGGACACAGACCGUGGUGUUUCAACAGCUCAUCACCUCCGAGGCCUUAAACCUCUGCGCAGUGUUUCCCUCCAGCUUCGCCCUCCAGCAUGUGCACUCCGUUUCCGACCGGGUUUCGUUGCUUUCCAGCAGCUGCACCUUCAGAAGGAAGUGAAAGGAGAAACGGCAUCUACAUGUGAUCCGCUCACCCUUCUGUCCCGCUGCCAAAGACCCCCCAAGGGCCUCACAAGCUGUGAUUCCAGAAAUACUGAGGUAGUAAAUUCACACCCCUUCGCCUGCCACCAACCGAACUCUGUACGUUUUUCUGUCAAUUUUAGGAAAUUUUAAUUAUUCAGCAGUUCUUGUUCUUCUUUUUUUCCAGUGGAGGAAAGUCAAAAGGGCACCAAUCAAACUUCUGCUAAUUUAAAGAUAAACACGUUAUAUGAGAAGAAUCAAAGAGACGACUAAACUAAAGAUAUGAACAGAAAUGCUGUCCUUCCUGGAGGUUAUGACGUUAAUCUAGUGGAGAAAAGAGAACCAAACUCUGCACACAUUUCUGGCUAUUUAAGGAGUUAUCUUCCACCACAGGGUGUUGUAAUGUGAUGCAAAAUUCACCUUUAAAAGCCUUUAAAGUAAAUGUGUAGUAUUAAUUAACGAAUUGCAUUUUAUUGGUUAAACUACAAAGUUAUGUUUUUUUCAGAUUUGAUCUUUUUACUCUCCUAUAUGCUGAUAGAUAUGUUACUCCAGUGGAGAAUAGUAAAAGCCACCAACCAAACUCUGUACAAAUUUCUGAGUAUUUAAGGAAAAUUGCAUCACAUUUACCCAAUUUAAUAAACUGAAAAUUAAAUGUGUGGGAUGGAUUGACAAAUUGAAUUUUAUUUAUUGAGCUAUUCAGUUAUAAUUUCUGCAGGUUUUUAUUCUUCUACAUUCUUAUUUGCUGGAAGUUGUUGCAUUAGAACACCAAAAAGCCUUUUAGCUUGAUUGACCUGCCACCAACCAAACUCUGUACAACUUUGUGGGUAUUUAAGGAAAAUCACCUUAUGUUCAACCAUCGGGUAAAUUAAUGUAGUGGAGACGAACUCCUCCUUUAAAAAGCCUUUACAAACUAAAUGUGGAUUAAUAAAUUAUUAAUUAAGAUUGCAAAUUUGAUCUUUUUACACUCCUGUGUGUUGAUAUUUCAGUUGAGAAAAGUAAAAGAUUUUUGCUUAAUCGAACAGCCCCCAAUGAAACACUGGAGAAAUUUCAGAAAUAUUUACGGGAAAUCACAUCAUGUUCAACCCUUGGCUAUAAUAAUGUCGUGAAAAAUACGAAACUCCUCUUUAAAAGCCUUAAUGUGUUGUAUGGAUUGAGUUUAUUGAACCAGCCUCCAACCAAACUCUGUACAAAUUUCUGAGUAUUUAAGGAAAAUCACAUUAUGUUUGGACCCCGUUCAAAUGCCUUUAAAAGCUAAAUUAUAGUAUUUUUUUUUUUACAGAUUUGAUCUUUCAUUGCUUCAUAUGCUUACAGAUGAAGAUAACACAGGAGAGCCAGACACAGUAAACACCCCUGAUCAGGUACUUCAGUCCUGUCAUCCCUCCACACACAGUUUCACCACCAUUCACUCCUUUAAGCCUGUGAGUCAUGAAUACACCAUUAGCUGUGUGACUUAGGGGUGAGAAUCAAUACUUCAGACUCUCCGUGAGUCAGUUAGAGUCGAAGAAGCCUCUUGGAUGAAGGUGAAGCAUCUUCAAGAAAGAAAACAAGACGUUUAGUUGCCUUUUACCGAAGCACGUCAGACUGAAUUCACAAAACAGCAACGAUGACAAGUGAAGUUGUGUCUAUAUACGAGCAUGAAACCUGAACACGUCUAGAAAUCUUUAAUUUCACCCAACUUCUGCUUAGAGGAGGCAUAAAUACUCAUUUGCUUCAGUGUUAUCGCAAAAUGCUGUUUUUGUGCAACCAGACGUCCUCUUAAAAACAGAAGAUGAAAAGGUUUAGUUUCAAUGAUACAGCAGGUGUAGUGUGUAUAUAAUCCCCUUUAUGUUGUACAGUUUCCAGAAAUCUCCCUGAAGACGGGACCUCGGCGUCCUGAGCAUUAUUUAUUUAAGUUCUUCAAGUGCAUUUCUGAACAAAGCUGCUGAGUUGACAGGACACGGUGGUGGUGCUGGUGGUGGUGGUGGUGGCUGGGUGAAGUGUGUUCUCAAAAACCGGAUCGAGGUGCUUGAAAGAAGUUGCUGUUGCGUAAAAAGAGGCUCCGCUGCUCGUCCUAAAUGCCACACCAGUUGUUUUCGGUCAUCGCGCCGCCGUCGGCUCCCUUCUCCCCCCCGUUAGCUCAUUACUCCUCCAGACCGCUGAAACUCAAUGUAGGAGGGUCUCCUGGGUGCCCUUGUAUAUGAAGUAAAAAUAAAGGACAUAAUGUUUAUCCUAAUAUUACUCUGUGACACUGCAGCUUGGUGGAAUAUAUCAUUGUAGAUGUGGUGCAUGGAUAACUGCUGAAAAACGAACAAUAAACUUCAUCAAGCCAUUUGUGUCAGUGAGCUGGAUAAGUUAAACUUGUAGGCGAGGAGCUGAGGGAAACGUCCAGGACUCAAAGCCUGGACCAGAUGUUUCAGUCUUUGGCGUUCGUGACGUGUGAGAUGACAAGUCUAGUGUAGGGCUUAACGCAGCCACUUUUAUUUAUCAUUAUAACUCACUGUGUGUUGACUUGAUGCUGCACUGAAAUUAAAACUGAUCUGCAAACAUCA